AUGGCGUACGCAUAUGAGGUUGAAGUCGACGGGGCGCAGAGGUGGACUAAUCAUCUACCAUGGAGUUAUGUUGAAGGUGGAGAUGGAUUGAGGGGCUACGGCAUAAACGGUCAAGAAAGAAGCAGUGAUGUUGAGUUCAGUAACCUCAGCAUUCUAGCAACCACAAGUGGCUCCGUCCAAGUCGAGGGGCUCACCGAUGUCACAGUACCGGACCUCAAGAAAGCCAACCAGUGGUACUCCAGAGAACGGCGAUCCCGAUCGACAUCCUGGACAAACGUCAACAAUGUUUCAAGCCGAUCACACUGUUUGACAAGAAUUACCAUAAGGAGAUGUGGAGGUGUGACUGGACAAGUCAGCAAGCUGUGGCUCGUGGAUCUUGGUGGCAGCGAGCGGUUGCUCAAGACUGGUGCAUCUGGAUUGAUAAUGGAUGAGGGUAAGGCCAUAAACCUGUCUCUGUCAGCCCUUGGAGAUGUCAUCGCUGCACUAAGGAGAAAGAGAAGCCAUGUUCCAUACAGAAAUAGCAAGCUUACCCAGAUUCUCAGUGAUUCUCUCGGUGAUGGCUCAAAAGUUGUGAUGGUAGUGCACAUCAGCCCUUCCAAGGACGACGUGGGUGAGACAAUUUGUUCGCUGGGCUUUGCGAAAAGAGCCAGGCUGAUAGAAUCCAGCAGAGAGCUUUCAGAGGACUUGAAAAUGUUAAAGCGGAAGCGGCUCGCGGAGCUUGACAAGGAAAUAUGUGACGCCGAGCAAGAGCUCGGCCGCCGGCUCACACUCGGGGUUCUGAAUGCACAAAUAAGGAGUGCUGAGAGGUCUGUGGAGGAGAGGAAGAAGCUUUGUCCCUCCGUCUGUCAGGCUCUCAGCGACGAGAAGGGGUCGCCCAGAAGCAUUCUGGUGGCAGGACACAUUGAUGCCGCAGACAGCCCUCAGGCAACCGAGAGGGCCAAGAGCAGGAUGGUCCAUCAUGGAUCAGUCCCUCACUUCAUGUCCGCAACAGUGUGCAGCCGUCAAAGACACGGCGCGGCAAGCCAUUCCGUCAGUAAACCGAGGCUGACAAAAUCAGUGAACACGUACUCAUCUAAGCCAAGUGGGAGCCAGUCGGUCAGCCACUCCGCAUCCAAGGCUAGGUCAGUGGCAUUCUCAUCCGGUGAGCCUAGGCUGAAAUACUUGUCUGUCAAAUCUGAUCAGAUCAACGUAAACAGUAACAGCAUCGAUUCGACGGUAGCGUCGACGCCUCGGCCUCGGCCAAGGGAGAGUCUUGUUUCCAGGCCGGUACAGAGAGCUCCCCUGCAUCAGCACAGGAGAAGGAUGUCAUGCUUAACCUGA
Molecule: messenger RNA, 1320 nt
Organism: Triticum aestivum (bread wheat)
Lineage: Eukaryota; Viridiplantae; Streptophyta; Magnoliopsida; Poales; Poaceae
Product: kinesin-like protein KIN-14O
Exons: 8
Coding region: 1-1320 (439 amino acids)
Biological process (GO): microtubule-based movement
Cellular component (GO): microtubule cytoskeleton
Molecular function (GO): microtubule motor activity; ATP binding; microtubule binding
Source: RefSeq, a predicted model, not a curated record